Messenger RNA from Zophobas morio, 681 nucleotides. RefSeq lists its product as uncharacterized. The record is from RefSeq and is a predicted model, not a curated record. Bases 1 to 681 code for a protein of 226 amino acids. Lineage: Eukaryota; Metazoa; Arthropoda; Insecta; Coleoptera; Tenebrionidae. The transcript has 6 exons.
AUGGAGUUGCUGAAAGAAACAAUUAGACGUGAUUUAGCAUUGCUCUUCUACACUGCCUUUAUUCUUAAUAAUAUUACGUCAUCUUUACCGCCUCAACUGCACAUGCACUACUGGCGGAGCGAAGUCGUAUUCAGCAGGGAUGUUCUUUUUAACGAAAGUGUCGUUUCCAAAGAUGUAUCCGUUCAUGGUCGGAGAGUAACUCCCUGCACGUACUUGACAGGAGUUCGACCGCAGCCAACACAGGACUCUUGCUGGAAACGAUGGAUAGCGACUAUAAGUCGGGGUGGUUAUAUGCUAUUAAUCAGGAAUUCUCUUGUCAUUCCAAAAACUGCGCUUGGAUCCCCGCCGUACUGCCAAAAGGCUGAAAAAGAGUCAGUUGCAAUUAAAGACUGUAAGGCCUUUUAUCUGUUUAGCUGCCUCUAUAGGAUGGAGGUACUACAGUUUGACGUAGACGGUGCAUUUACAAUCCCAGCAUUAAAGGAAGAAAUUUAUACGGAAGUUCCGCAAGGGGUGGAAGUUGGCAAGCAAUAUAAUUGUGUUAGAUUGCUAAAAUCAAUUCCUGGGUUAAGACAAUCUAGUUUAAAUUGGAAUGUAACCAUGCACGGUGACUUGGUUCAGUCUGGUCGCAAGAAGUUGACUCAGUCGGGUCAGAGACGUGCGGAUCGAAAGAUCUACUCUUAA